AUGGAUGAGGAGAGAAGUAGUAGGUACCCUUUUGUGAAUGUUCUAAGUAUGAGUGGUGGAAAUGGAGACAACAGUUACUCCACCAAUUCUCUUCUCCAGAACAGAGUUUUAUCUAAGGCCAAACCGGUCUUGACUAAGAACACAAAAGAGAUGAUGAUAAACUUAAACUUUCCUAAUUGCAUCAAAGUAGCUGAUCUGGGAUGUGCCUCGGGACAAAACACGUUCUUGACCAUGUCUGAGAUCGUUAACACAAUCGAUGUGUUAUGUCAAGAAUGGAACCAAAAGGCACCGGAGAUUGAUUGUUGCUUGAACGAUCUACCAGAUAACGAUUUCAACACGACAUUCAAAUUAAUACCUUUCUUCAACAAGAUGGUCAAAAGCAAAGGAUCGUGCUUCGUCUCCGGAGUCCCCGGUUCCUUCUACUCGAGGCUCUUUCCCCGCAAUAGUCUCCACUUCGUACAUUCAUCUUACAGUCUUCAUUGGCUCUCUAAGGUUCCCGAAGGACUUGAGAAGAAUACCUCGAGUGUGUACAUAACAACUUCAAGUCUUCCAAGUGUAUACAAGGCUUACUUGAAUCGAUUCCAGAGAGACUUUACGUCAUUUCUAAAAAGGCGUUCUGAAGAGAUGGUUUCUAAUGGACGCAUGGUUCUCACUUUUGUUGGUAGAAACACUCUUGAUGAUCCAUUGUUUAGGGAUUGUUGUCACUUUUGGACACUGUUAUCCACAUCUCUGCGUGACCUAGUCUAUGAGGGUCUUGUGAGUUCAUCAAAGGUUGAUUCUUUCAGUAUACCGUUUUACGAUCCAAGCAAAGAAGAAGUGAAGGAGAUGAUUGAAAAGGAGGGCUCCUUUGAGAUCAAUGACUUUGAGAUUCACGGAUUUGAUCUCGGCCAGAGUAACCACAACGAAGACUGUAAUUCAGAGAGAUGUAAAGCAGGGGAAAAGGAAGCCAAAUGUAUCAGAGCGGUCAGUGAAUCGAUGCUUGUAGCUCACUUCGGAGAUGAUAUCAUCGAGGCACUGUUUGACAAGUUUGCAUGCUAUGCGUCCCAACAUGCCAACUGCAUGAACAAAACGACUGUUACUCUAGUCAUUUCCUUGAUCCGAAAGUAA
Messenger RNA from Microthlaspi erraticum, 1107 nucleotides. NCBI's taxonomy places the organism in Eukaryota, Viridiplantae, Streptophyta, Magnoliopsida, Brassicales, Brassicaceae. The record is from the annotation of a GenBank genome assembly.